AUGGAUGUAAGAGCAUCCCUCUUAACGCCGGGAUUAAGCUUCUCCCGGCGGACAUCAAUGAGACCUCGCAGUGUCUCCCCAACGCCAAUGAAGGAUGAAGAAAAACCCCCGGAAGAAGUUGUUGUGGUGCCAAAAAUCACCCCAAAAUGGGCGUAUGGAACAAUGACCAACGACCAGCUUAUGGAAGUGAAAAAACAAAAUGGAAUUAUCGAUGUGAGCUUCCCUGAGGCAAAAGAUCCGAAAUUCGAGGAAUUCAGUGACUUCCCCCCAUCCUACACCACCCUCUCGGCCAAGGAGAAGGUCAUCUUGAUGUUUGCAGAGAACUUUCGGCAACAAUACAAUGAGAAGUACAUCGAUCGAAUGCCAUUGAUUUUGGCGCUCAAAAAUGAAUGUGGUGUCCAGAAGUUUGUCUCCACCACAAUCAGACCCACAUCCUUGCAUUAUCCGGACUUAAUUGGUUCCUGGGAGAAGAUUUCGUCCUUCGUUGCAGACCACAUUGAGUACGAACCACUCGCUGAACCAACGAAAAUGCCUGAGCGCCUCAUCUCUCCGGAUACCCUGCUGAGGCGCCGUCGAGGGAAUUCCUUUGAGAUGGCCACCCUGCUAUGUAGUCUCCUUCUCGGCUCGGGAUUUGGGUCAUUUGUCGUUUCGGGCUAUGCAUCCCGAGAAGUAACCACAAACAACCAAACGCGAGUCCCCUGCCCAUGGAUUCCCGAUGAAAAGGACGAAAAAUCAAAUGAGGAUUCAGAGAAAAAACAAAAGUACCAACUACGUCCUCCUGUGGACCUUCGUAGUCAAUUUUUAGUUCACAUGGAUGAAAUGGCAGCAUCACGGAAAGCGGCUGAGGAGGAAAAACAACGCGUGGAGGAACGUUGUCGAAUUGCGGAGCUGGAGAAAUUGCCUGAUGAUGAAUUUUCCGGUCGACGCGUCCACGCGUGGGUGGCAAUUCGAGAGCGCACCACGGGCCAGGUGUUCUUCGUUGAGCCCUCAACGGGUUUCCGUGUGAGUGAGCCGGGUGGCAUGUACUUUGGCAUCGAGUCCGUGUGGAAUCAAUACAAUUACUAUGUCAAUCGCCAGCGGCAGGAAGCAAUUGCAGAGGAAACAAUGCGAUGGGAUUUGGCAGAUCCGAAUGACUGGGAGCACUUUUUGAUGGAUGACCCGGAUGAUGGUCAAUUGCGGGCAGGGGCAUCGAUGGCCGAGAGACACUUGGACAUGCCAAUAUCGUGGGUGAAUCAAUUGAAAAUUGAACUGGAGGCCUUUGAGCAACGUUUCCCCGCCGCAGAGAAGAGCAUCAAAUAUAAGAGGGUCAUUUAUGAGAGAUUCUCCCCAUAUAGGCAGGAGAGUGGGCUCGUGCGGAGACUCACAACGUACGAAACACUCGACUAUGGGGGUGAGAAGCAGCAAUGGCAGUGGUUUGCGAAUAGAAAGGAUUUCUUGGAGAUGAUUAAAAUUCUCCAUGAGACAGGUGUGUCCGAGGAGUUCUUUAUUCGUGGCCGCCCGGAUUAUCUUCGAUUUAUCUCUAAGCCAUUGGAUGAGAAAUCCAUCGACAGAACUUACGAAUUUUAUCAUGCCUUUCGCAUGGAUUCCCUAACUCGAUUGGAAAUUGAUUCCACCCACAUUCGCGAAUUUUACGCAGAUCGCGAUGACUUCCUGCAAUUUCGAGAAUUCACCGUAACUUCCGGUUGCAACUUCAAACAGCCAGAUGAAGCUCAAAUUGUGGAAAGAUUUAAACGCAACGACAAGAAGGAAGCUCUCGAUGAUAUUGCAACGAGAAAAUUUCGUAUAGCAGAAAAUCGCAUAACAAUUCGCUUUCACUACGAAAAGAAUUGCAUCACAGCUAGCACGAGGGAGUUUAUUAAGCCCACAAAACCAAACUACCAAGAGGAAGUUUUAUUUGAUGUAGAAAGCACCAAAGGAUAUCAAUCAAAUAUAACAAGCUCAGCUCCGACAGCGGUGGAGCUAUAUCUCAUGCUGUUGGAGCAACUAAAGGCCGAGGAGGAUGCCAUUAAAUCCUUCAUACAGCGUUGCACAGAGCUGAAGGGUCUGGAGGAAUUGCGGCGGAAGGAGAUAUUGAAGCCAGCACUCAAAAUCAGCAUCUUUGAUCCACUGAGAAAUGAUGAAGCCAGACGAUUGCGACUUGAGAGGUAUGAGAUGAUGCGAAUGCGAGAGGAAUUGGCACAGAAGGAUUGUCCUGAUUUCCUAGCACCCUACAUUGUGGGUAUUCAAUCAGAUGCAAAGGGUAUUACACGACCAACCUUUGAGUCAUCCAUGGCGGCCUUCAAUUCAUGCUUGGCUGACAAAAGGAAACACUUUGAGGACCUUCUUGUGGAAUUGCAGAAUCGAUAUGAGGAGUUGGACAACGAAACCAAGUCUUUGAGGGAUUUUGUCACGCGCUUCCAGGAUCGUUUCGACGAAAAGGACUUUGCCAAAAUUGUCAAGGAAGGUGAGAGCAUUAAACGCCAUCGAAAGGUAAUCCGCAGUCGCAUGCAGAGUCUUCGACAGGAAUCUCAGGAAAAAUAUCAGCAAGUCCGUGACGCUUUGCUGCAAGAUAAACGCCUCGACCAGGACUUUCGUUCGCAGUACUUGAAGACAAACUAACU
Molecule: messenger RNA, 2600 nt
Organism: Lutzomyia longipalpis
Lineage: Eukaryota; Metazoa; Arthropoda; Insecta; Diptera; Psychodidae
Gene: lobo
Product: coiled-coil domain-containing protein lobo
Exons: 7
Coding region: 1-2598 (865 amino acids)
Biological process (GO): flagellated sperm motility
Cellular component (GO): motile cilium
Source: RefSeq, a predicted model, not a curated record